This is a messenger RNA of Loa loa (African eye worm), 339 nucleotides long. RefSeq lists its product as hypothetical. The transcript has 3 exons. Gene Ontology annotation, biological process: intracellular glucose homeostasis; glycolytic process; glucose 6-phosphate metabolic process. The annotation marks the transcript as partial. Gene Ontology annotation, cellular component: cytosol; mitochondrion. NCBI's taxonomy places the organism in Eukaryota, Metazoa, Nematoda, Chromadorea, Rhabditida, Onchocercidae. The record is from RefSeq and is a predicted model, not a curated record. Gene Ontology annotation, molecular function: glucokinase activity; D-glucose binding; fructokinase activity.
AUGGAUUUGGGUGGUACCAAUCUACGUGUAAUGUUAAUGGCUAUUACGCCAGGUGAAGAGCUUAAAACGGAGCAAUUCAAUACACGAAUACCAAAUUGGGCUAUGCGUGGUACUGGUGAACAGCUCUUCGAUUACAUAACAAAAUGCUUAGCGGAAUUCCUGAUUGAGAAAGGUGUCCAGAAUGAUGGCCUUCCGGUGGGAUUCACAUUUUCUUAUCCAUGUGACCAGAAAAGUUUACGUUCUGCCACACUACUCAGGUGGACCAAAGGUAUUGAAACAACAGGAGUAGUUGGCAAAGACGUCGUCGAACUUCUUGAACAAUCUAUCGCUAGAAGGGGC